Molecule: messenger RNA, 540 nt
Organism: Closterium sp. Naga37s-1
Lineage: Eukaryota; Viridiplantae; Streptophyta; Zygnematophyceae; Desmidiales; Closteriaceae
Source: the annotation of a GenBank genome assembly
AUGUCGCAGACAGGUGAUGCUGCUGCUCAUGCUGUGAUGCAUGCUUUUCUCCCCUCCGCCUGUGUUCGCUUCGCCCCACCCGCCCGCCGUGCUGCAGGUGGCGCUGAGUGUGGCGAGGGCGCGCAUGGAGGGCUUCCAGCAGCAGGGUGGCAUCAUAGUGGUGGGGUCGGAGAUUUACAACCUGCUCUUCCUGCACAAGGUGCCCUCACCUGCUUCUCACCUGCUUAUCACCUGCUCCUCACCUGCUUCUCACAUGCUUCUCACCUGCUUCUCACAUGCUUCUCACCUGCUUCUCACAUGCCCCUCACAUUCCCCUCACAUGCCCCUCACCUGCCCCUCACAUGCCCCUCACUCACAUGCCCCUCACUUGCCCCUCACCUCAACCUCACCUCGUUAUGCUUGCCCCUCACGUGUGGGCAUUACACGGUUACCAGCCUCCCUCACCGCUAUCUCUCUCUCUCGUGCCUGCAGAACAAGGAUACUGGUGACGAGCCGGAUGUGCGCGACAUCAUUGCUGCUGCCCGCCAACCCCUGCCGUGA